Molecule: messenger RNA, 1221 nt
Organism: Thyridium curvatum
Lineage: Eukaryota; Fungi; Ascomycota; Sordariomycetes; Thyridiales; Thyridiaceae
Exons: 3
Coding region: 1-1221 (406 amino acids)
Source: RefSeq, a predicted model, not a curated record
AUGGCUGACAGCAACGAUGACCAACAGUGGGACUCCGACGGUAACUCGGAACCAGUAUUCCCAUUGAUAUCCCCUUCCCAAGUCCUGGACCUAUCGCAGCUUCCCAAGGCCCAAGCCGUAGACGAGCUCAUACACCAUGUCUUCUGUCAACAAGAGGAGAUUAUCGACGAAGGUGGUGCCUACCUUGAAUUUUCUGGUCUCUCCCAAGACGUCGUCGAGCGCUUCUAUCCUCAACAAUGCGGUGUCCGUGAUCAUGCGACAUAUUUCGGAGAAGAGAGUGGCGGUAGACUCUUUAUCAAGAUGGCUGGACCGGUUCACAGGAUGGCCACCAGAGCUAUCAUGGACGAGCUCUGGGAUGGGCUUGUCGGCAUGGGCUUAGACGGAGAGAUCAAGCGCACCUUGAAUGACCGAUUUCAUGGCAACGGCAGCGCUGUCAAACAGCCUGAUGACGCGCUAGUCCCUACCAAAGUUCGCGCCAGCAGCAACAGCUUUCCAACCCUUGUCGUCGAAGCUGGUGGCAGCCAGUUCCCGGAGAGGAUGCGCCAGGAGCGAGGCGAUGUUCGCACUCUCAUUCUGAUCAAGAUGGACGACAAAUGCCCCUUGGGGACCAUCCAGCUCGAGGUCUGGUCGCACGGAGUCCAGCACCCGCAGGAGGCCAAGAUCCAGCUUGUCAAGCCCGAGGACUGUCCGACCCUGGACGAUACGGGCCUCAACCCUUCUCUCUGGGAAUGCUCUGGUCAAGUCCCCCUGCGCAUCGCCUUCAAGGAUGUCUUCCUGCGGGAUGCGGAGGGCCCGAGAGAGCACGACUUGGAAUUGACUGGCGACACCCUCGUCGCCAUGGCUACUAAAUUCUGGAUCAAACGCCUGCUAGUGAGACGCAGGGUGGAGGUGUACACAGAGGCAUACCAACACUCCGCGCCGCUAUAUAGGGAGGCGCGUCAGCGCGCCGCUAAGGCGUGUGAUGAGUUGCGGAAGCGCAACAUGGAGAGGCGGAAGGAGUUGUCGAAGGAGGCGCGGGAGAUGGCGCAGCAGGGGACUGAGCAGGAGGCAGAGAAGUGGCUGCGGAAGCAGUAUGCAGACCUCGGGGAGGCGGAGCGGCAGGAGAGAUUGCGAAUCUUCCAUGAGGCGGCGGAGGAGGCACGGCAACCCAGGAAGGAGGCAUUGGGACGCGUGUGGGAGAUAGAGGUCCGCAUUAUGGCGGCACUUGCCAAGAAGGAAUGA